This is a messenger RNA of Cyphellophora attinorum, 762 nucleotides long. RefSeq lists its product as uncharacterized. The transcript has 3 exons. The record is from RefSeq and is a predicted model, not a curated record. The coding region runs from base 1 to 762 and encodes 253 amino acids. Lineage: Eukaryota; Fungi; Ascomycota; Eurotiomycetes; Chaetothyriales; Cyphellophoraceae.
AUGACAAAGACGCCCAUCAGUCGCUCUGCGCCUACACCGCGAGCACGGGACUCUAGCAAAUUCGUGAACUCAAGGAAGUCCCGCCUGGAACCUACGAAACCUGGUCUGGCUCAACGCCUUACUGCCCAGCUCGAUGAACACCGCGACAACAUCCUACAGCAGACCGAGAAUACCCUCAAGGAGACCGAGACUCGCCAGAGGGAUGCUGUUGACGCUCUCCAGGCUCAAUUCAGCGAGAAGCUUCAGUUGUUGGCGAACGUAGAGUCCAAGGUCACCAUCAAUCUGUUCGACGAGAAAGUCAAGGUUCGUGUGAAGGCUGAUAAGGUGGACUCGGACGACAAGCAGAAGAAGUACAGGGAGCAAGAGGUGCUUAUCCGAGAUCGUGCACGGGCAUUCGAGGACUUCGUUCAAGUCAAGAACGAUGAGCUCUGCGACCAUUUGGCCGAAUGGAACGAUGUCCAGCAGAAGAUGAUAAUUCUGGCUGUCAAGAUCUUCGGACUCGAGAACAUACACAUCAACAGCAAGCAUGUCCGCCCAGAGCUCUCUAGCGUACUCGCCCAGGCAAACGCAGUGCAUUUCCAGAACAUGCAAUUUCGACAAGACGAAGAGUCUAACAUCACGGAGCUUGAGCAUGCUAUCAAAGCCCUUUCCAAGGAGACGAACAAGAGCAUCAAUGAGAUCUACAAGGACUUUGAACAAGAACGCAAUAGGAGAUCAGAGCUGGCCAAGAGGGCUCAGGCUCUCGCAGACGAGAUGCUGUAA